AUGAAGGCAGUCAUUUUCGAUUUCAAUGGAACCCUUCUUUUUGACGGGAAAUUACAUAGAGAAGCAUGGAACGCGAUGUCCUUGAAAUACAAAGGACGGCCAUUUACCGAUGUUGAGUGGGAAAAUAUCAAUGGUUCGCCCAAUUCGCGACUUGUGGAAUUUGUUUUAAAUCGGCAGGCAACACUAGAGGAGGUCAAAGACAUAGGACUCGAGAAAGAAAAAAUGUAUCAAAAGUUUCUUGAUCAAAGUGGGUUAGAAUUGUGCGACGGGGCAAUUUCACUCUUUGAAUCUCUUGCGCGAGAAAAAGUGCCGUUUGGUAUUGCGACAUCGAGUGGGUGGGAAAACGUCGAAGUGUUCGUCGAAAAGUUCAAGUUAUUGCAUUGGUUUGAUAUGGACCACAUCAUUUAUAAUGAUGGAAGUUUGAAAGGAAAACCGAAUCCAGACAUUUAUUUAAAGGCCGCAAGCAAACUUGGGGCAAAUCCAAAAAGAUGUGUAGUCUUUGAAGACGCCAUUUCGGGAGUCAAAAGUGCAACAAGUGCUGGGUGCAUUGUCGUGGCUGUCGCUUCAGACUUGAAAAGUGACGUUUUAGAAAAGCUUGAAAGUGUAAAACUCGUUAUAAACGAUUUUAAAGCUAUUAAUGUCAACGCUUUGAAUAAAUUGGUCGAAGAAUAA
This is a messenger RNA of Entamoeba invadens IP1, 672 nucleotides long. Its product is annotated as 2-deoxyglucose-6-phosphate phosphatase, putative. The transcript has a single exon. The coding region runs from base 1 to 672 and encodes 223 amino acids. NCBI's taxonomy places the organism in Eukaryota, Evosea, Mastigamoebida, Endamoebidae. The record is from RefSeq and is a predicted model, not a curated record.